AUGGAUUCUGAUGACAAUGAGAACAUCUCCGAGGACAAUCAGAACUCGCUGGAUGAAGAGGUUAUUUUUUCUCGUAGUAACUUAUCAUAAUUCGUGAUUGCUCAGGUGAGUGGCCUUCGUUCAAAACGGCUUCUAGCCAUGGUCGUCUGUCUUCUUAUUCUCUUUCUGCUCACUUUCCUUCUUCUGAUAGUAAGUACUGAACUACCACUACGUGACUGCUUUGACUUCAGCUCAACAUUCUGAUAAUUACAACCCUUCGAAUGGAUCCUACUGGUAUUAAGUUUCUUCGAUUCCAUCACAACGUGAACGUACAGAAUGGUCAGAUAGAAAAGGUGAGAAUGAACUCUGAAUUACCAACUUAAGCAUCAAUAAAGUUUAUAGACUGUUGAAAUGGCUGGAGACAAGAUUCAAUUUGAAAAAGUGGUCACCAACAAAGUUGUCGGAUUCCCUUCAAAAGAUAUACUCAUUCAUGCUCCGAGAAUGUUGAUUUCAUCCCGACCAAACGACAGUAUUCUGGUUAUCAGUGAAAAACUUUGCAAACUGGAGAGAAUUAACAAUUUCCAGGUACACACUUUGUUGAAAUAUUUCACCAUGAAUAAUAAUUUACAUGAAUAAUUCAGGUGCUCUCUCCAAACGGCCGAACUCUGUUCUCAGCCCGUCAUCCGACCGUCAGCAUUGAUAAACGGAUUAAAAAACUGGCGGCGGAGAAAAUAAUCACAAAUAAAGUGAGGUCGGCGGUGGACGAGCCGCUGAAAAUAACAGGGUCUGAUGUAGUGCUUCGUGGGAACGAACAAGUCAGAAUAG
Molecule: messenger RNA, 804 nt
Organism: Caenorhabditis sp. 36 PRJEB53466
Lineage: Eukaryota; Metazoa; Nematoda; Chromadorea; Rhabditida; Rhabditidae
Source: the annotation of a GenBank genome assembly